GUUGUCCAGCUUCUUACAGCCAUCUUCCCCAAAACCAAGGUUAACGCCUUUUCCUACCCGCCUGAUGGACCCCAAGUCAUUUUGGUUCCGAAGGACCUGAAGGAAAACUUGCUUCAGAUUCAUUUUAAUCUCAUACUUCAGAAUCAUUGUCACUGUGAUUGUGUGCCAGAGUUGGAUUUCAACAUCUGGACGAAUCAGAAAAGCAUGCAAGACAAUACUUCAGAAUCUUCUACUUCGAUAACUCAACUUCUGAGAGAGAGCUAUUUAGCAGAAAACAACCAUCAAGGGAUUAGUGAAAGAAGUAGAUCAGAACCAUCUUCACAUUCUUUCCAUUGUGGCAGUAGUUCGGGGACUUCAGAAGAGGUGACUGGCCAAGAUGACCUUCCUGAUCUUUCUGCCUUUUUGAGUCAAGAAGAGUUGGAUGAAAGUGUGAACCUGGCAAGGCAAGCCAUCAAUCAAGAUCCACUUGAGAACAAGCAGGACGAACAACAGAUACAUGUGUUUUACCCUUCUGUGUUAAAAAACUCUGGAAAUACAGUUUCAAACGAACAGCAAUUCCCAUCUACUAGAGCUUCACCAACUUCAGACAACAGUCUAAGGAAACAGCAAUUUGGUUCUGAGACAGAAUCAAAAAAGGAAUUCCUUAACAAGGCUGCAGAUUUUAUUGAGGAGCUUUCUUCUCUUUUCAAAGCACACAAUUCAAAAAGAAUCAGGCCUCGAACAUGCAAAAACUACAGGAGCAAACUUGAAUCUAAAAAUAAGGCUACUCAUGACAGUAGUUCUGCUCUCUCAAAUCUAUCUGAAAACAGAGAAAGGCCUUGUGAUCCAGUACCUCAAGAUUUAGUUGUAGCUGAGCACUCACUUGAAAGCCCAGAUAAUCCUCCACAGGCAGACUUGGAAGCUGUCAAUCAGUUAGAAAGUUCAGGGUUAACAACAGAGUCAUCUGCCGCAUCUUUUUAUUCUGGGGAGCCUAUAGGCCAACCACCACAUUUUACUCAAAAGCUGAAGAGCAGGGAGGUCCCUGAAGGAACCAAAGUGCAGUUGGACUGUAUUGUGGUAGGAAUUCCAACACCUGAAAUCAGGUGGUACUGUGAAGGGAAAGAGCUUGAAAACUCACCAGAUAUUCACAUCAUCCAGUCAGGGCAGCAGCAUUCGCUGAUCAUUGUUGAAGCUUUUGAAGAAGACACAGGGCGUUACUCCUGCUUUGCUUCUAACAUCUAUGGGACAGACUCAACCUCUGCAGAGAUCUACGUAGAAGGAGCCUCAUCUUCUGAAUCUGAAAGUGACACCAGCAAAGAAGAAAUGGAUCAAUACCAAAACCGCUCCAAGAUCUCUUCAAAGGUGCCUCCUCCUCCUCCUCCUCCUGCUCCUCCUGUUAAUGCCACCCAUCAAGAAGCACCCAAAACACCACCUUCUAUGGUACACCCAGUGUCGAUACCUGUCCACCAUAGUCAAAGCCCCACUAAUUAUUUACAAGGAUUGGAUGGAAGACCCAUAAUAGCUGCUCCAGUGUUUACCAAGAUGCUGCAGGACAUUUCAGCCUCUGAGGGUCAGCUGGUUGUGUUUGAAUGCCGAGUGAAAGGAGCCCCUUCUCCAAAGGUUGAGUGGUACAGAGAAGGGACGUUGAUAGAAGACUCUCCAGAUUUCAGGAUAUUACAGAAAAAACCUCGCUCUAUGGCUGAACCAGAGGAGAUUUGCACGUUGGUCAUCGCUGAGAUAUUUUCAGAAGAUUCUGGGAGCUUUACAUGCACCGCUAGCAAUAAAUAUGGGACGGUCUCCAGUACAGCUCGUCUAACUGUAAAAGGAACUGAGGACCAGAAUAAUAAUGCUGCUCUUCACACUAUAAGUUCAAUCGGUUUAGUUGCUGCUGAGCACCAGCCUUCUGCACCUCUCUCGUCACUUCCAUUGGUUUAUCAGCCUCCAAAGCCUAAACUGGAAGGAGUUCUUUUAAACCACAAUGAACCUCGGUCAAGUUCCAAGAUAGGCCUUCAUGUGCACUUUAAGCUGCCAGAAGAUGAUAAAGGAAGCGAAACGUUGUCAGAGGAUGGAGGAAGAGCUACAAAUCAAACCAGACCAAACUGCUUCCCAGAUAAGAUCAAUGGACAGAUAUUUAAAAAUCAGGAGCCAACCUCGCCUUCAAAAGAGCCACCUCCUGUGUUGGCUAAACCAAAACUGGAUCCCACCCAGUUAAAACAGCUACACAACCAGGUCCUGCUUGAGCAACAGCAACCAUCUCCACCACCUCCACGAGAGCAGUCAUUCAAUAUUGGCACACUGAACUCUUACCAGCCUAACCAGCAGCAGCACCAACCUUCAUCAGCUACGUACAAGCAGUACAAGGGUCCCCCAAUACAGACAUUCACCUACACCCGGCCUAAACAGUUCUUGGCAUCUCAGGACACCAUCCCAGCAGUCACCUCCUCUUCCAGCUCCCCCAUGCCUUCGUUCAGCAACAUACCUCAAGGAGCCCACAGAGCAACCAACAAGGAGAACUUCUUAGGAUCUCCCCCACCAGGCCAGACAAGGUCUCCAGCAGGCAGGACAAACCAAACUGAGCAGCCUCUUACAAGUCCCAAAGAACCUGUGUUGCCACCACUGUUGCUUUCUGUAUCUAGCAUGAAUCAGUUCCAGCCCCAACAUGUGCCUCUUACUCCUCUCUCUCCAACUGGUCGGAUUCAGAACCCGGUAGCCUUCCUUAGCUCUGUUCUUCCUUCUCUUCCUUCUACACCCCCAACGAAUGCCAUGGGUCUACCCAAAAGUGCACCAGCUGCGGGAAGCCAGGGAAUGACGAAGAAAAAUCUUAGGUCUUUGCAGCAAUCAACAGAAGAUUCAAUUAGAGAUCACAAAGCUGCUGUUCUCAAGGACCUGGAGAAAAGGCUGCAGGAUGAAGUAUUUCUACAUGGCCAGCAGAGAACAACCUGUGAUGAAAAUCUGGCUCGCAGGCUUCAGGGACCAAGCAAUGAUACCCCAGUCUUCAACUUUACAGCUCAGGAUGUAUCCAAGGAAUAUAAAAUUUCCAACUUUGAGCAGAGGUUAAUGAAUGAAAUAGAGUUUCGCCUUGAACGAACCCCAGUAGAUGAAUCAGAUGAUGAAAUCCAACAUGAUGAGAUCCCUACAGGCAAGUGCAUUGCCCCAAUCUUCGAUAAGAGACUCAAGCAUUUCCGUGUCUUGGAAGGGUAUCCUGCUACCUUCACUUGCAAAAUUGUUGGAAUCCCUAUACCCAAGGUAUAUUGGUUUAAGGAUGGCAAGCAGGUUUCAAAGAAAAAUGUGCAUUUCAAGAUGAACAGAGAGGGUGAUGGGACGUGCUCUUUACAUAUUGAAGCUACUGCGAAUGAUGAUGAUGGAAAUUAUACAUUCAUGGCUGCAAAUCCACAGGGGAGAAUCAGCUGCUCUGGUCACUUAAUGGUUCAAACUCCUCCAAUGCGUGGUAGAUUAACAGCAAUCCAGUCUCACAGGGGAAGGUCCCGUAUACCAGAAGGAGAUAAAGAACCUGUACAGGAGCGCUUUUUCCGGCCGUAUUUUCUACAGGCACCUGGGGACAUGGUAGCUCAUGAAGGACGGCUUUGCAGACUGGAUUGCAAGGUGAGUGGGUUACCACCUCCAGACCUGAUGUGGCUUCUGAAUGGCAAGCCUGUUUUACCUGACACCGCUCACAAGAUGCUGGUCAGAGAAACUGGAGUUCACUCUCUACUUAUUGAUCCUCUUACACAAAAUGAUGCUGGAAUUUACACUUGCAUUGCCUCCAACAAAACAGGACAAAAUUUGUUCAGUUUGGAGCUUAGUGUUGUCGAAAAGGAAGUUAAAAAGGCUCCAGUGAUCCUAGAGAAGUUACACAAUUGUGGAAUACCAGAAGGACAUCCAGUCCGACUAGAAUGCAGAGUGAUUGGAAUGCCACCCCCAGUCUUUUAUUGGAAGAAAGACAAUGAAAGCAUCCCUCCCAGCCGAGAAAGAAUGAGUAUGCAUCAAGAUGCCACAGGGUAUGUUUGCCUUCUGAUUCAGCCUGCCAAGAAAGUGGAUGCUGGCUGGUACACUUUGUCUGCAAAAAAUGAAGCUGGUAUUGUUUCCUGCACUGCUAGACUUGAUAUAUAUGCACAAUGGCAUCAACAGAUCCCUCAGCCGAUAAAGAUUCGCCCUGGUGGCACCCGAUACGCAAAUCUCACGGGACAAGGACUCGACAUUUUUUCUGCUUUCUCUGCUGUUGAGAAUCCAAUGCGGUUUUCAUCACCAUCCCAGCCUGUGGUCGAAAGUGAAGAACUUUAAAAACCUCUGGUUCCAAUUUUUCCUGCAAAAGAACCCCAUAACUAGAACUGUGAAAAAGAAUGGAAGGUACAAGCCAGGAGACUCAAGGUUUACAAGCAACUUGUAUUUGUUGAGUGACUAUAUAGUUGCUGCGAUUCCUGUGAGUAACAUAGUGUACGAGACCUUAGUGCAGAAUUGUACUUUGGGGUCACUGUGGUAUAGAAUGCACUACAGCAAGUUCAGCUCUGUGCUAUUUCCCCCCUCCCCAAGUGUUAUGAAGGAAGUUGACUGAGUUUUCAGCUGUGAAGAGAAGAAGCUGUACCCACUUUUUUCUGCUUGAAUUUAAAAACUACUGUACAAUGGUAAAUGUUUUGGCAAUGGUAAAUAUUUUGGAUGUCCAGCUGAACAGUAUCUGCAGAAGUAUUAACACUGUGAGAAUUUUGAAAGAGGGUAAACCACAUGACUUUGAAUAUAAUCUUUUAAAAGUGGCUGACAGUCACAAAGCACAAGUCAAAACAAAAAACAAAAAAAGCUGAAAGGUCUGUUUAAUAGGAGUACAUAAUCACAUCAAUACGAGAUCCGGAGAACUCAAAACUAGAUAAGCGUAGCAUUUCAAACAGGAACUGCUAUACACAGUAGAACGUUAAAAAAAGUUGUGUGGGUUUAUGUUCCAUGAAUUUGUGUACCCAUGGUGUAUUAAAUCAUAAUGUAAGACACCAUGCAUAUAGUUUGGACAUUAACAUGUGCAAUUAAACAGCUUAUAUCCUACAAAACCCAUAGUAUAUAGACACCACAGCUAUCAUUGCUAUAUGCAUUUUGAAGUGUGCUUACUUGUUCUUUUCCCAUUUUAGGAAUUCCUUAAUUUGAAACAAAAAAAAAUUGCAUACAGGUUAUUUUUGUUUCAUGGUGAUAUUAAUUCCUUUCUCAGUCUAAGAUUUGGAUAAUUGUAUAUGAUGUACUAGAAAUCUGGAAGGAUGUCAUCCAACUUCUUUGCAAGUGGACCUAUAACUGUACCACAUUUCCAGGCAGACAUAACUGACCCACUUCCCCUUAUCCCCCCUCCCACUUUGGACACACUCAGAUGAGAAAGUACUUCUACAGAUAUUCUGUACUAAGCUCCAAAGAAGAACUGCAGCCUGGUCCUGUUAAACUAAUUUGUUUCGUUUUGGAUACUGACAAUGCUCCUAAUUUUAAAAGAGGUAAUUCUGCAUCCGUGAUUCUGGGACAAAGCUUUAAUGCCUUCUUUAAAAACCGUCCCCCUCCAAAAAAAUAUUAUUUGCAAGUGGUAAAAUGAAUACACACAAGAGGUAUUUCAGAGGGACAGGUAUUUAACAAUACAUCUAAUUUACCAGUUUAACUGUAUUUCUGUUCUAUUCAGUAUUCUAAGCAAACUCUCCAUUAAGGCUAGAAAUACGUGUCAGCAUUUUGUUCCCGUUUAAACUAUUGGUCAGAUGUGUGAUUCCCAUUUCAUUACUGAGAGACUAAUCCGUUGCCAUCAAGUCUACCAAAGACCUCCAUAAAAUGGCAUUGCUGUAAGUAUUAUUAGAAGUGAACAGCUACUUGGCUGUAUAAUCUGCAUGAAGUCCCAACCCUCCCAAGGAAUAUUAUUAAAUUCUACUCCAAAUCCAGAGCCUGAGAUUUUCUACUUUUGCACUAGUGAUAAAUCCUGAGAUCACUAGCAUUUAUCAUAGCUUUCAUCACUGAAUAACCAAGCUCAUGGGAAGUCUGCCAGAGAUUCAGUGAUUCCACAUUGUCCAAAUAUAACUGCUGGGAGUUUCUUUGGUUAAAAGGAAAGGGGAGAUACUCUGCUAUGUUUUAAAGGAUAUAUACAAACAAAGGACAGAUGCCUCAUGAAUUUGAUAUGAGGUUCCUGAUGGCUCUUGACACAGGGAAACAGAAUAUGACAGCUGCUGUCUUUAUUCUGUCAUUGCUAGUUAGUUCAGGGUGUGAUUCUGAUGUCAAUAAGACAGAGUACAUUGGACAGCAAUGGCAUUUAAGACCAUCUUCUCUGCUUUAUUUUAAAUGAGCAUGGCCAGCCCUACUAUUAGGCAAGGUGAGGCAGAGCUUGGAAAAGUUACUUUUUUAAACUACAACUCCCAUCACCCCAGCCAGCAUGGCCACUGGCUGGGGCUGAUGGGAGUUGUAGUUCAAAAAAGUAACUUUUCCAAGCUCUGAAGGUAACUGGGGGCCAGUGGCAACAGUCCUCUAGCGGUUCCUCUUAAGUCCCCUAGCCAUUCAUCUCUGUUGAAGGAUAAAGCUUUAUGAUCUGUCUUCGACCUCCUAAACCAGCUUGCUGCCAUUAGGUGCUGUGGAGGACACUAUCCUUCACCAACUUGCCCUUCACCUCAGGCAGCAAAAUGUCUGGGGAUGGCCCUCUAAAUGUGGUAAAAAACUGGACUGUUCUAAUGAUACAUGAUACAUGAAGUGAUUUACAGAUGUGUAUAUAUCACACAGGCUUCUUGCUGGAGGAGGGAUUGUAAACAGUGAGGUCAGAGGAAAAUGAAUUGCAAAAUAAAAAAGCGGAGAUAAUGGUAAUUACGUAAUAAUUGAAGUCAUUUACAAAACAGUUGUUGAUGAUAAAACAGACACCCUGGAAUUAGGUACGGUAAUCAGCAUAUUUAGUGUGAUUUUUUUUAAAAAAAAAAACCUGUCCCAAUUCAAGCCACAGUUGAUAGCAGUGAAACUCUGUAUUAAUUUUGAUUCAGUGGUUUCAUGUUGCAGUCUCCCUAUGAAGUUCCUUUGGUCAAGGAUGGCCACUUUUAAGGGCAGUUUUACAAUAUUUUGUAAAGCAGCCCUCAGUUGUGAUAGAUUGCUGUGGUCAUUGAUACUGCCGAAACGGUUGCUGUGGUCACUGAUAUUGCCAAAGCACAUUACAGAUUCUCUGCCAUAGUUUUCUUCUUGUACAACAUUGUUUGACUUCUCUUUUUCCUUUAUUUAAUUGAACAGAAGCCAAACUGAUUUUGCACUAUUAACAAAUGAUUUUUGCUUAUGCAGUAAAAGUCGUACCUGCUAAAUUCCAGAAGGGCAGAAUUUCCAUGACAACAAAAUGAAUGCAUUAUCUUUUAAGUACUCACUUAGGACUCAGUCAUUUUAGAAUUAUUCUAAGUAGAUAUUUGGUUCAAUAAAAUGUAAAGAACAUAAAAUGAAUAGUUUUGUAUUAAGUAUUUCAAGAUUCCUAUCUUCAUAAAUAUAUUUCGCUUCUUGUUCCUUUCUGAGCUUGGCUAUGGCAAUACAAACUUUGGGCCAUCCAAAAGACACACAAAAAUCAGCAUAUUGUUUCUGAGAACACUAAUAAGCCAGAAAGUUGCUCCCAUGCUUUGAGACUAUUUAAUAUAUAGCAGCCUAAAUCAGUCCCAGUUCAAGCCCAGUUGAUAGUAGUGAAAUUCUAUAUUAAUUUUGAUUCAGUGGUUUCAUGUUGCAGUCUCCCUAUGAAGCUCCUUUGGUCAAGGAUGGCUAAACGGUGAGUCUCAGGUGAGCACAGCACCAAAACACAACAUUGUGGAUGUGUGGCUUUGAAGGUAGAUUCAUCAACUGAAAUAGUUAGUAUUGGAAACAAACACAACCCUCUGUUGUUCUCAUAGGCAGGCAAAAUGUGAACAAACCAACUGACAUCCUCAUAUUUUAGAAUGACUGAAAAUUAUGUCAACUGACCAAUGUAUGCUUCAAAAUAUGCUGGAAACUUGCUCUGAGUCAGAGAAAUGCAAUAUGUAAUACAAAUUGUGAAUUUUCUUAAUAAAAGGAACUGUACUAAUAA
Rhineura floridana is the source of this 7993-nucleotide messenger RNA. RefSeq names its product myopalladin (gene MYPN). The coding region runs from base 205 to 4260 and encodes 1351 amino acids. NCBI's taxonomy places the organism in Eukaryota, Metazoa, Chordata, Lepidosauria, Squamata, Rhineuridae. The transcript has 21 exons. The record is from RefSeq and is a predicted model, not a curated record.